CCUUUAAAGCGGCCACAUGCAGCCCGGCGGCGGCCACAAUCACGGCCGGCGGGGCGCGAGCGGCAGCGGCAAUCAGUGCGGAGCCCGCCCGUCCCCCGCCCGGGACAGGGCCGGCCGGCGCGAAGAUGGCCGGGGCCAUCAUCGAGAACAUGAGCACCAGAAAGCUCUGCAUCGUCGGGGGGAUCCUGCUGGCGUUCCAAGUCAUCGCCUUCCUGGUGGGAGGUCUGAUCGCUCCCAGCCCCACUACAGCUGUUCCUUACAUGUCAGUGAAGUGCAUUGAUGUAAGGAAAAACCACCACAAAACCAAGUGGCUGAUGCCCUGGGGACCCAACCACUGCGACAAGCUCAAAGACUUCGAUGAGGCGGUGAGCAGGCAGAUCGAAGCCAAUGAUAUCGUAUUUGCCGUGCAUGUUCCCCUCCCCAGCAAGGAGAUGAGCCCCUGGUUCCAGUUCAUGCUUUUCAUCAUGCAGCUGGACAUCGCGUUCAAGAUGGACAAUGACCUGAAAGAAAAUGCCGAAAUUACCCUGGAUGUGUCAUUAGCGUAUCGCGAUGACAAGUUUGAUGAUUGGAAAGAAAUAGCACAUGCAGUAGAGAUCAGGAAGCUGAAAUGCACCUUCGGCUCACCAAAAACCCUGGACUCUGAGGGCCGUCACUAUGACUGUGACUUCCUUCCCUUCAUGGAGAUCGGUAGUGUGGCCCACAAGUACUACCUCAUCAACAUCCGUCUCCCUGUGAACGAGAGGAAGGGCAUUAAUGUGGGUAUUGGAGAAAUCAAGGAUAUCCGCCUUGUGGGCAUCCAUCAAAACGGAGGCUUUACGAAAGUGUGGUUUGCCAUGAAGACCUUCCUCACCCCCAGCAUUUUAAUUAUCAUGGUCUGGUACUGGAGACGGAUCACGCUGAUGACACGUGCCCCUGUCCUGCUGGAGAAGGUCAUCUUUGCUCUGGGAAUUUCCAUGACGUUCAUUAACAUCCCUGUGGAGUGGUUUUCCAUUGGAUUUGACUGGACUUGGAUGUUGCUCUUUGGAGACAUUAGACAAGGCAUUUUCUAUGCUAUGCUCCUGUCAUUUUGGAUCAUCUUCUGCGGAGAGCACAUGAUGGACCAGAAUGAGCGGAACCGUCUCUCAGGGUACUGGAAGCAGGUUGGACCCAUAGCUGUUGGCUCCUUCUGCCUUUUCAUCUUUGACAUGUGUGAGAGGGGAGUGCAGCUGAAGAACCCCUUCUAUAGCAUCUGGACCACCGAAGUUGGCACGGAGCUGGCUAUGGCCUUUAUUAUAGUGGCGGGAAUCUGCUUGUGUCUCUAUUUUCUCUUCCUGUGUUUUAUGGUCUUCCAAGUGUUCAGAAACAUCAGUGGAAAGCAGUCAAGCCUCCCAGCCAUGAGCAAAGCUCGCCGUCUUCAUUAUGAGGGGCUGAUUUUUAGGUUUAAGUUCCUGAUGCUCAUUACCUUGGCUUGCGCAGCGAUGACUGUCAUCUUCUUCAUUGUGAGCCAGGUGACUGAAGGCCACUGGAAGUGGGGGGACAUAACGAUACAAGUGAACAGUGCCUUCUUCACUGGCAUCUAUGGGAUGUGGAACCUCUACGUCUUCGCCCUGAUGUUCCUGUAUGCGCCAUCGCACAAGAAUUACGGUGAAGAUCAGUCAAAUGGUGACCUGGGAGUAAACAGUGGGGAAGAGCUUCAGCUCACCACCACCAUCACCCACGUGGAUGGGCCGACAGAGGUUUAUAAGCUGGCUCGCAAGGAGGCUCAGGAGUAAUGCUGAGAUCACCUCAGCUGGGACCCAGACCGGGGUGAGAGCAGAGGACAACACAAUGCCUUCUGGGAGGAGGCCUCUGUGACCUAACUUGCUUCUCAAGCACCCGGUACCUAGUGUAAUUUCACAGAGCGGUGACACCGAACAGAACAUUUGUAAACUCUUUAAUAUGGUGUAGUUAUUUCUGGGGGGAGGGAUACGUAUAAUGUGUUACACUCGAGCAUGUCAAAACCUGCUAGAAAAGCAUUAAAGUUGCAAAGUCGGACAUGCGGAGGUUAGGAAGGGGCAGAGCUGACACUGAGUGGUUUGUAUUUGGCUACCGUGUGCCUACGCACAAGGGCAGCGUAGGGAGCUCAGCUGGUAAGUGCAUAUUCCGUGCUUCAAGUUUUUGCAGGGGUAAUAAAAGCCUCAUUAUAAAUACAUUUAAUUCCACCAUCCAUUAUUGUAUUGAACCUUGUUUGAGGUGUUUAAUACAACCCUGCAACUCCACAGCAAACCUGUCACUUAAAUAACACACAGCUGGGAUAGGGAGUAGAUUGUAAUAUAUAGAACUUCAGUGGAAGCAGCGACAUGCUUUCUUAGUAGGUUUUACAGGUGUAGGGGAAUGUAAAAACUGGAUGCCUGAGCUGAGUUGCAGGAGAAAGGAGUUCUCCUGUCCAGAGGUCCCAAUCCUGCAGUCAGCUCCUGCCUAUUCUUAGCCCCUUUGGCUUUCCUCCCUCUUGUUGUCUUUACCCAUCUUACCUUCUUGUUACAGAUCUUUCGUUGUUAUGCUGCUUACGUGUCAUGGGGAGAAGGGAAAGCCCGUGGGAGGGAUGGUGUGUUCUCAGUUCCCAUGCCUGUGAGCUGGGCGGUCCUGCUCCUCCUUGCACUGCUGGGGUGAUGGAGCAUGCUUGGCAGAGCUGGAUUCUUCCAGGGAUUAUCAGACUUGAAAAAAUCCACUUGUCACACACUAACGUAGGUAUUUGCUUUUCAAAGCUAAAGCAGCCAAUAAGGUUGCUCACCCCCAUGCUGUGCCUGGGCAGAUCUGGCUGAGAGAGUGUUUGCAGUGUGAGAGGAACUGGAACUGAUAUGGGAUAUGAAGGUGUAAACUGAGCUAUGCUGGGGACCAAUGGAGGGAAGUGUUAAUGGGGCCAGAAUGGUCUGCAUUUCAGGGCACACCUUCUUCCAGGAUCUGGAGGAUCCAGAGGGCCUAAUCACUUGGCACUAGUAAUUGUUGUUGUUAACUGAUAGUAACAUGUAAAUCAACUUCACAGUUUUGUCCCUAAAAGAUAAGAAUCUGCUACUGCUGUCUUGUGUCUGAAGGGUCAGAGAUUAGGAAGAGCCGUGAAGCUCCCAGAUGCUUGCAAGCAGACAUCAGUGGUACUGAUAGAAACACUGUCCUGGACAAGGUGACACAUUGUCCUUGGAUUCUUAAAACUUCUGAAAUUACAUGUUAAUUAUUAGAGUAUUAAGGCUGCAAACUGAAACAAUAAUUGGAAAAUAUCAGAAGUGAGAUCGUCUAUGAAACCUUGAUCCAUCUCUGGUCAACGUAUGCAUUAUGUCAUGCAAUGAAAGCCUGUUCCAUGCUAGCUUUACUGUCACGUUCUGGCUUGUAUGUGAGUUGAGAGCAUUAGGCAGGAGUUGAGGCUGUGCAGCUAGAGCUCUCCUUCACACUGAGAGGUGCUGGUUCAUCACAAUUCCCACCACAGCAGCAUCUCGUAAUCAGUGAGGCCCAUCCCUGGCUGUCCCAUUCACCCCUGCACACCCACUCUGCUGUUUGCAUGGGGCAGCAGCUCCAGCAGAGCAGCUCAGUUUGAGUCUAACCAUCUCUGUCACCAUCUCGAGCAUGUUAGUAACCAAAUACAGCACCAGUUUCCCUUACCUUUUGCUUUCCCUUCCCCAUGUUUCUUGAGACAAGUCAGUACUUCAGCUGGGGUGAAGCAUUCAAAUAAUUCCCCCUCAUUUUCCCAGUCCACCAGGGAAGGGGGCCAGAAGGCUGGUGCCUGCCUCUCGGCUUCGUGCGGGGCUGGACAGACACCCAAUUUCCUUGCCAGCCUUGCCCCAGAAGGGAUUUCUAACUGGGCCUUCUGACUGCGCCACAUGAAUCGCACUGAGAGGUACUGGGCUGUUACGAUCCCAGUAAAAACAGUGCUCUGUAAAGUAGCAUUUAAAAUACCAUUUUUAAAGAAGUCAACACUAUGACGAAAAAGAGGGUAGCGUAUAUAAUCUUGCACCCCUUCAGUUUCCUGGAAGCCUGGGUUGUGCACCAUGGAACAGGUCUCCAAUCUGGGUGCAGCGUACUGGGCAGACUCCCUCUGCAGAAAGGUUACCCUGGGUUUGUUAAUUCAAGCUAAUCUAGCAUUUUCUUAAAAGAAAGCAAUUCUGUUCAUCAUUCGGUUCACUCCCACCAGGAUCUCCAGCUCCCCCUGCUCCUGACAGCAUCUCAGAUGAGAUGCAGGGUCAGAUCUGAGGAAUGCCGAAUGCAUCAUUCUGGGUGAAGUCACUGUAGCACAGAAAAAAUGCUGACCACUACUCAAGGAAGUAGCUUUGGCUGGAUUUGGAUACUUGAGCACUGAUUAUUUUUAACAAGUUUGGAUUUUUUUGUACAGUGGGGUGAUAGUGCGCCUGUACUGAAAGGAAAUACACCUUAAAAGAAAAAAACAGAAGAAGAAAAAAAAGGGGGAACACUUACUGUAUGUGGAAUAAGCGCUCGGGCUGCGCCUUCCACACAGAUGGCAAAAUGUAACUUGUAAGCAAUUUACAUAAGGAAAACAAGUGCUACUAGGUACAAGUGGUGUUCCUGCUAGCAGUAGUUGAUUACAGAGUGAGUCAAAUUAACGCACAUCAUCGUAACUCCAGCAUGUUCCUGGAGCGCUCGACUUUGCAACUUUAACGACCUUUUCACGCUGGGUUCUUAUGUGAUAUUUAUGUUGUUCCAAUAGGUGUGUCCAUGGUUUCUUUUACAGCUUAGUAUAGCAUUGCGUUUUGUAAAGGCUCCUUACAAGUGGGGCUCCUUACAGCUUUAAAACCAAAUUUUGUGUCAAACACUAACAGUUUGUUUACGGGCGCGUGUAUGUGUGUGCGCGUGUGUGUGGUUUUUUAUUUCUUAAUUCCUAAGCCCUACUCAUAUGUCUCAAAUAGUCCCUAUGUCUUAUUAAAAUAUAUCCUUUUUUUUUUUUAGAUCGAGUUCAGUUUUUAAUGAAUGCUUUAAGCAACCUGGAAAACAUGUAGUUUUGUUAAUUUA
Molecule: messenger RNA, 4971 nt
Organism: Cuculus canorus (common cuckoo)
Lineage: Eukaryota; Metazoa; Chordata; Aves; Cuculiformes; Cuculidae
Gene: WLS
Product: Wnt ligand secretion mediator
Exons: 12
Coding region: 126-1751 (541 amino acids)
Biological process (GO): Wnt protein secretion; Wnt signaling pathway; intracellular protein transport
Cellular component (GO): organelle membrane; endomembrane system
Molecular function (GO): Wnt-protein binding
Source: RefSeq, a predicted model, not a curated record